UCAGUCUUAAUUUCUACCGUAUUCUCGAACGCGUUCUUGGUCUUUAGCUGCGACGGAAGUAGUUGGCGCUCCUCCUUUAUAUUCGGCAGCCGAAAUUGGUUGUCAGUCCGGGCGGUAGUCUUUUGGGGCAGUUCCACUGUUCCAAAUCCGUUCAGUUCGGAGGAGGCAGUUCUCUAGCGAUUAGUCAGGGAACCGAAGUGGACACAUCGUGCUCCAUUCGGUUCCUCGUUUUACGUUUUCCUGGGAGACGGUCUUACUCUGAUUAGCUGUAUCCAAAAUUAAAACUCAUCAGGUGCUUGAGGUUUUGGAUACCUUGUCUGGUCGCUGGACACCCCAGGAGAGACCGGUGCCUCGGGCUGUUACAGCAACUGAAGGAGCGGAGUGUGGCCCAGCAGUGGAUUCCUAGCACCCGCAAGGGAAGGGGGGGCAGUCGUUGGCAGACCGCGAGCAGACCAGGGCAGAUCCGAUGAGCAGCCACCACGUCACUACGCGGGCGCGGGGGGGCACGGGCCCCCGGGACGGCCGGGAGUGGGCCCCCGACUCGGCGUGCCGGCCGGCCCCGCUGGGCUCCGGGGUCUGCGUCCUGAGCAGGCUGAUCCAGCUGCCGGCCCCGCCCCUGUCCCGCCACCAGCUGAAGCGGCUGGAGGAGCACCGCUACAGCAGCUCGGGCCGCUCGCUGCUGGAGCCCGUCAUGCAGUGCUACUGGGAGUGGCUGGUGGGCCGCGUGCCCACCUGGAUCGCCCCCAACCUCAUCACCAUCGUGGGCCUCGUCACCAACAUCUUCACCACCCUGGUGCUCGUCUACUACUGCCCCACUGCCACCGAGCAGGCACCUUUGUGGGCGUACCUGUCAUGCGCUGUGGGCCUCUUCAUCUACCAAUCCCUGGACGCCAUAGACGGGAAGCAGGCGAGGCGAACCAAUAGCAGCUCCCCACUGGGCGAGCUGUUUGACCACGGUUGUGACUCCCUCUCCACAGUAUUUGUGGUCCUGGGUACCUGCAUUGCCAUACAGCUGGGCACCAACCCUGACUGGAUGUUCUUCUGCUGUUUCGCGGGCAUGUUCAUGUUUUACUGUGCCCACUGGCAGACCUACGUCUCGGGCACCCUGCGCUUCGGCAUAUUUGAUAUCACAGAGUUACAGAUCUGUCUAGCGUUGUUACAGAUGUUCACAGCAGCCCUGGGGCCCGGGUUUUGGAAUCUGAGGAUCCCACUAAUAAACAUCCAGAUGAAAAUAGUGCCCGCCCUCUGCACCGCACUAGGGGCCGUCUUCUCCUGCACAAACUACUUCCGGGUCAUAUUCACCGGGGGCGUGGGCAAGAACGGAUCCACAAUAGCAGGAACAAGUGUGCUGUCCCCUGUACUGCACAUAGGGUCAGUAAUAAUACUGGCUGUCAUGAUCUACAAGAAAUCCACAGUUCAGCUGUUCGAGAAACACCCCUGCCUUUACAUCCUGGCGUUUGGUUUUGUGUCGGCAAAAAUCACCAACAAGCUGGUGGUUGCACAUAUGACAAAAAGUGAAAUGUACCUUCAUGACUUGGCUUUUCUGGGGCCGGGGCUGAUAUUCCUGGACCAGUAUUUCAACAGCUUUAUUGAUGAAUACCUGGUCCUCUGGAUCGCUCUGCUCCUUUCCCUCUUCGAUCUGGUGCGGUACUGCGUCAGCGUCUGCAAUCAGAUCGCCUCCCACCUGCACAUCUACGUCUUCAAAAUCAAGCCCCUGGCCACGCUGUCCAGUUCGCCGGGACACAACCACCAUUAGCGACUUUCCUGUCAUCGCCGUCGUCAUCACGUUCGGUGCGUAAAAAGAGACUUCAGGGAGCGAAGGCUGACCAGUGAGGAAAACUGAGCAGGAUGGGGUUUGGACGAGAGGCGGAAUGAAAUCGAAUAAAUUAUUAAUUUGUCACAGUCACGUGCAAUUUUCUCCUUAUCUGCUGGUCUCGUCACAGCCUUCUUGACAAGCGUAAAAACGAGGAAAGUUUUUUUUUUUUUUUUUUUUUUUUUUUUUUAACUUCUGUUUUGCUUUUGUUUUGAGUGGGGGGGGGGUAAAUCGGAUUAUAUAACUAAUUUACCCACUUAUUCUUAUAAAUUAAUUGGUAAACUGACAGCUUAAUGUAUUUUCAGAAGAAUUGGUCUGUUGGUUUUAAGGUACUUAGGGAAGGCUUCAAAGUAUAAUGGUAUACGUUAUUCUUCCUUUGAGAAAAUGUCUUAACAUGAAUAUUUUUCAAUAUUACUAUGUCAUGUAUUCAUAGUAGCAUCAAUUAAAAACCGUUCUGGCUGGCUCACAUGCAUUGUUUCAAAAAAGAUUCCCAGCCAUAGAUACAUACCGAAGACUAAUUUCUUAACAUCUUGCUGCUUAAUUUAGCUUAUUUCAGAAAGAAAACUUGCCAUAUGGAGAGGCAAGUUAUUUUUUCUUCUUUUUUUUUUUGCUUUUGCUUUGUCUUCUGUGCCAUUCUCAGAUUAUGUUACAGUUUAGUUUAAUAUAUCUUGUAGUCUAACCUCUUGCCAGAAAUGCUGAACCUACUUAAAUAUAAAUACAAGGAACCAUGCAGUCACAUGGAGGAAGAAGUGUAUCGUAAACAACAAAAAUAAAAACUGGAGGCAUUUUAUUUUUAUAGUUAGUUUACCAACCACCUGAUUAACACAUCAACCUUUCCCACCAUUGGAAUUCGCUAAACUGAAUCCAAUUAAUUUUUCAUUUAAGAAAAUAAAUAAAUAAAUAAAUAAAAUAAAACUUUUUUUGCCUACUAGCCCUCAGCAAAAGUUCACUCAAAUUUUGUAUAGGUGACGGAAUACUGACCUUUUCCAGUGCAAUCAAUGAAGAUGCCAAUCUAGCCAUAACUGAACAAUACAUGGUUGCAGAGAACUUUUCUGUAUUCUGACACAUUAACUUAGCCGACUUGUGCAAAUACGACUAUGAAAACUGUUUAAACAAGAAAACAGAAACUGACAAACUUACUUUCUGUUUACUGAUGUUUGAAAUAAAAUUAACUUUCAAAUAGUAUUUAAUUAAAAACAUUUUUUUACCUUAGCUGAUCUUCUAAAUAUGUGUGUAACUGUUCUUUAUGUAUAUAAUAUUUUCCCUUUUGUGAUGGGACAGACUAAGAUUCGACUUGAAAAUAAUUUGGCAGCUACCUGCUUUGUGCAAGACAUUGGUGAAUAUAGUUACUGAUAUAAAUAUUGUCACAUCAGUGUUACUCCCUGACCUUAAUUCAUGCAUUGCCUUAAAUUUAUACAGUUGCUGAAACCCCUUGCUUUUUUUACUGAGUACUUCAAGUAUUAUUAGCAAGGCAUGCCAUCUUUUGAGUGUAUACUGGGAAAGGUCAGUAUCGACUAUAUUGCCGGUCUUUUAAGCUAUGGUUUAUAGCCAUCGUGUUUACUGGGGGGUGAAACAGUAGGUCAGUAGAUAAUCUCUCCUUCACCUGACAAUAUAUUGUAUCAAAUCCAAAGUAUGAGGACUGUUUCCAAAAAUCCAGUUUGGAUUUCUUGGUUGGUGGUCAUUGCACUUUCUCAUUGUAAAUUCAGGCAGUCACGUUUUAGAAGUUUGUCAGUGUUUUGAACUUUUUUUUAUUUUUUAUUUUUGGGUCAAAUGCCUUCAUCUUGAUCAGGAAUAUUUUCUGCAGUCAGAUUUACAGUUGAUGAGUCGUUGUAUUACUUUGAAGAGAUGUGAUUGUUUCUGUCCUAAUUCAUGCCAUGCAAUAGCUAAGUGUGAAUUUUUAAAACUUUGAAAAGGAGUUAUGAAUGUUUGAUUUUCUUUCUGUGUAUGAUGUGUGUCACUAUGGUACAGCUCUAUUGUGUGAGCUGAUAUACAGGUACCUGAAUAUGGCGUUUCUUGUCAUUGUAUCAUUUUCUGGCCAAACAUAAGCCACAGAGUAUAUGACAAAAAUAAAAUAUAACUAAAUGGUAUUUAACAAA
Anguilla rostrata (American eel) is the source of this 3909-nucleotide messenger RNA. It is a transcript of the gene cept1b, whose product is annotated as choline/ethanolamine phosphotransferase 1b. Lineage: Eukaryota; Metazoa; Chordata; Actinopteri; Anguilliformes; Anguillidae. Gene Ontology annotation, biological process: phosphatidylethanolamine biosynthetic process. The record is from RefSeq and is a predicted model, not a curated record. Bases 467 to 1756 code for a protein of 429 amino acids. The transcript is spliced from 9 exons. Gene Ontology annotation, cellular component: endoplasmic reticulum membrane; Golgi apparatus. Gene Ontology annotation, molecular function: diacylglycerol cholinephosphotransferase activity; ethanolaminephosphotransferase activity.